UAACAACAGAAAAUUUUCAGUUGAAGCACACAAUUAGUUGCAGAAGUUAGUUAAAUCUCUUUGAGGAAAUUCGUGAGCAAAAGUUUAAAGAAAGCAGAAGAUAUUCAGAUUUGCGCUGGGCAAGUUACGCGAAACGUACGAGCAUGAUUUUCUAGUCGUUUGAGGAAAACUUGACAAAUUUAGCUUCCCCAAAGAAAACAACUAUUACCUUUGAGCGGGUAUAUAGCAAUUACACAUUGUACAGCUCGGUGCAGUAAGUAAACGGGCAUUUUCAAAAAAUUGCUGAAAAUAAUCGCAUUUGCCUCCUCCGAGAACUAAAAGAUGGCAUCAGAUGACGAACAAAAGUUAGCGAUCAUUCGCAAAGCGUUCCAAAUGUUCGAUACAUCCAAAUCGGGAUUUAUUGAAACGGUGAAAAUCGCCACCAUUCUGAACACAAUGGGCCAACUUUUUGACGAGGCGGAGUUGAACAAUCUGAUCAGGAAAAAUGAUUCGGAUCAUUCGGGAAAAGUGAAUUUCGAUGGGUUUUGUGAUAUUGCCAUUCAUUUCUUAGAAGAGGAUGAUGCCGAAUCGACGCAACAAGAGCUAAAGGAAGCAUUUAGGCUCUACGACAAAGAGGGAAAUGGUUAUAUUACCACAGGCACCCUCAAAGAAAUUCUUCGUGCUCUAGAUGAUAAAUUGACCACAAGAGAGCUGGACGGUAUAAUUGCGGAAAUCGAUACGGAUGGGUCUGGUACAGUCGAUUUUGAUGAAUUCAUGGAAAUGAUGACUGGGGACUAAAUGGAAAAGAGGAAAAAUUUGGUUUGCAUUUGCACCUCUUUGUGCUCUUUCUUCACUAAUUGAGUUUAAAGUCUGAUUGAAUCUAUCUUCUCAUUCUCUUCUGUAUUUAUUUGGUUAUAGUGGAAUAUUUGUACUUUAGAAUUAGUAACAUAUUUAAUUAUAACAACUUAUUUUAGUUUUAGAAUCGCGUUCCUAUAAGUUUGCUAUUUGAUUUUAUUAUUAACAUUUAUGUAACGGUUCUAAUAAAACAUUCUCCUGCAAAAGACAUA
Messenger RNA from Dendroctonus ponderosae (mountain pine beetle), 1046 nucleotides. Its product is annotated as troponin C. The coding region runs from base 322 to 777 and encodes 151 amino acids. The transcript is spliced from 4 exons. Lineage: Eukaryota; Metazoa; Arthropoda; Insecta; Coleoptera; Curculionidae. The record is from RefSeq and is a predicted model, not a curated record. Gene Ontology annotation, molecular function: enzyme regulator activity; calcium ion binding.